Molecule: messenger RNA, 2931 nt
Organism: Emiliania huxleyi CCMP1516
Lineage: Eukaryota; Haptophyta; Isochrysidales; Noelaerhabdaceae
Exons: 4
Coding region: 1-2931 (976 amino acids)
Molecular function (GO): protein binding
Source: RefSeq, a predicted model, not a curated record
AUGGCCGGCGAAUCGAUGGCGGGGAGCCUCGGAGAGGUCCCCGCCAAAGAUGUCGCAGUCAUCGCAAAAGCCGCUUCUGAAGAAGCCACAAAGUGGCUCAAGCGCAACAACGUCGAGGCGGGCGCCGGCACGCUCGCCUAUGCCGGCACCCUCCUCAAGAUCAGCACCUCCAGCGACCAGAGGACGCGGACCGGCAUCUUCAUUCUCAUCGCAUCAGGGGGCACCGUUUAUAUCGAACCCCUCUCAAGCAAGGUCAUCGCGAGCGACACCGACGCGCUGAUCAAGCUGUACCAGCAGUCGGACGCCCCGGAGCGUCGCACGAGCAUGUCCGAGUACGUUGAGCUCGCCUUCGCCGACAAGAUCAAGUUGCCCCAGCAGUUUGGGGGCCCCGCUACCACCGUCACCCGCACCCUGGUGGACGACGCCGAGCUCAACCGGUUCAUCUCCGUCUCACACGUGGACAAGCGCGCCCUCGCUGCGAUCAACAACGCCGUCUACCAGGUCCUCCUCGACAAGAUCGUCGUCGGCGAGCGGCCCCGCGAGGAGAUCAUGCGCAUCGUCGACGGGCUUCCGGCCUGUCGAGGCCUGUCGAGGCCUGUCGAGGCCUGUCGAGGCCUGUCGAGGCCUGUCGAGGCCUGCCUGUCGAGGCCUGUCGAGGCCUGCCUGUCGAGGCCUGUCGAGGCCUGCCUGUCGAGGCCUGUCGAGGCCUGCCUGUCGAGGCCUGUCGAGGCCUGCCUGUCGAGGCCUGUCGAGGCCUGCCUGUCGAGGCCUGUCGAGGCCUGCCUGUCGAGGCCUGUCGAGGCCUGCCUGUCGAGGCCUGUCGAGGCCUGCCUGUCGAGGCCUGUCGAGGCCUGCCUGUCGAGGCCUGUCGAGGCCUGCCUGUCGAGGCCUGUCGAGGCCUGCCUGUCGAGGCCUGUCGAGGCCUGCCUGUCGAGGCCUGUCGAGGCCUGCCUGUCGAGGCCUGUCGAGGCCUGCCUGUCGAGGCCUGUCGAGGCCUGCCUGUCGAGGCCUGUCGAGGCCUGCCUGUCGAGGCCUGUCGAGGCCUGCCUGUCGAGGCCUGUCGAGGCCUGCCUGUCGAGGCCUGUCGAGGCCUGCCUGUCGAGGCCUGUCGAGGCCUGCCUGUCGAGGCCUGUCGAGGCCUGCCUGUCGAGGCCUGUCGAGGCCUGCCUGUCGAGGCCUGUCGAGGCCUGCCUGUCGAGGCCUGUCGAGGCCUGCCUGUCGAGGCCUGUCGAGGCCUGCCUGUCGAGGCCUGUCGAGGCCUGCCUGUCGAGGCCUGUCGAGGCCUGCCUGUCGAGGCCUGUCGAGGCCUGCCUGUCGAGGCCUGUCGAGGCCUGCGGGCUAGACCUGCUUAAUAUCCAGCCGGAGGAGCCGCCACCAACUGUCGCACCGGCCGACUCUUGGUCCACCACCACGCUCGAGACGCUCCCCGAGGACGCACUGGCCUCUGUGCUGGCUCAGUUGGGUUCGUCUGUGGACCAGCUCGUCGUCGCGUGCGUCUCCAGCUCCCUCUGCGACGCCGUUUCCCGCUCGUGGGCGCGCGACGCUCUCCUCCUCUCCUCGGACCCGCACCUCGCCACCGACCAGCUGCUGCUGCAGCUCACGCUCGGCCGGCUCGCGCGUGGGCUGGUGCGGGAGCUCGACAUCGCGGGCUGCGAUCUGCUGACCAAAUCCGCCGUGACGAGGGCGGCCAUGGCCCAGCGCACCAUCCAGCGCCUCAACGGCACCAACGUCGGGGUCGGCUCGUGGACGCCCGAGCAGCUGCUUCGGGUCAUCGCUGCCCUCGACGACCUGCGUGUGCUCACUGCGGACUGCCGCUCGCUCGGCGCGUCGUCGCCGCUGCUCCGCCUCCUCGCCCACCCCGCCGUGCGGCUGCGCAAGCUCGUUCUCCACAAGCCCGAGUCGGGUGCCGCGCUGGAGCCUGCAGCCGACGACCUCGUCUCGCUCACCGCGGCGCUCUGCACUCUGCCGCCGCCCACGCGGGCACUCUGCGUGCAGAAGCUAGCGCUGUCGGGCGUCCGCAGCGCCUCGGUCGAGGCACUCGCCGCGCUGGGCGCCGCGCUCGACGGGAACCGCCACCUCGAGCAGCUCUCGCUCGGCUGCAACUUCAUCUCGGCCGAGGGCUGCCGCGCGCUCGCCGCCGCCGUCGCGUCGCACCCCGCCCUCCGCUCCCUCUCGCUCGAGCACAACCCGAUCCAAGACUCGGGCGCCGCCGCCCUCUCCGCCGCCCUGUGCGGGCGCGGCUCGCGCCUCACCUCCCUCUCGCUCCCCUUCACGGGAGCGAAGGACGGCGCUUGCCGCGCGCUCGCCGACGCGCUCGCGGCCGGCGCGCCCCUCGCCUCCCUCGACCUCGGCGGCAACCUGGUCACGGCGGGGGGAGCCGCCGCCCUCGCGGCCGCCCUCGCCGACCCGUCCGGCUGCGCGCUCCGCUCGCUCAACCUGGCGGCAAACUACCGCCUCGGGCCGGAGGGCGCCCUCUCCCUCGCCGCGGCGCUGCCGUCGAGCGGCUUGGCCGAGCUCCACCUGGCGGGCUGCGCGGUCGGCGCGGGGCCGGUCGGCAGGAUCGCCGCGGCGGUGGCGCGCUCGUCGCUCCGCCUGCUCGACCUGUCGCACAACCAGAUCGGCGACCGGGGCGCGUGGGAUCUCGCCUGGGCCAUCGCCGAGCCGCACGCGCAGCUGACGACGCUCAUCCUCAAGUCGGACGACAUCGAGGACGACGGCGCCGCGGAGCUGCUCGCCGCGCUGGCGCACAACACCGUCCUCGAGGUGCUCGACCUCUCUGGCAACCGGAUCGACCCAAGCGGCGAGCACGGCGCCUCGCAGGACCGGCGCGUGACGCUCGGCUUCCAGUCCCGCCCCUUCCUCCACACGCCGGCGGAGGCGGCGCCGAGCGGCGGAGAGGCGAGCGGCGGCGACGCGGCGAGCAGCGCCUAG